Uranotaenia lowii is the source of this 2004-nucleotide messenger RNA. It is a transcript of the gene Gr21a, whose product is annotated as gustatory and odorant receptor 22. Gene Ontology annotation, biological process: sensory perception of taste. NCBI's taxonomy places the organism in Eukaryota, Metazoa, Arthropoda, Insecta, Diptera, Culicidae. Bases 212 to 1630 code for a protein of 472 amino acids. Gene Ontology annotation, cellular component: neuronal cell body; membrane; axon. The record is from RefSeq and is a predicted model, not a curated record. The transcript is spliced from 7 exons.
CCGCAUUGUAAAUACCUACGAAUGGCUUAUCUUUGAGUUCACUAAUUCACACUGUUUGUGUUCGGAAAAAGUUUUACGAUUAAAAAUUUAGCAAUACCUUCGAUGGAUAAAACUGUUCGAUAACCCCGAUAGUAUAAAUUGUGUAAAAUUUAAAGGUCGCAAUUCAUUCGUUUCUGCAAAUUUGGUAAAAGGAGCAACGUUUGUGACCACAAUGUUACACAGCCAGCUGGAGAAUGCGGACUAUCACAUACGGCAGCAAACGCUGAACCCGAUUCAACGCCAGCAGCUCGAGGACAGCCGUCGUAUCAAAGAACGAGCCGAACAGCUUCUGAACAAUGAUUCUUCACCAAGUCACAUGUACCUCAGCAAAAUGAAGAUACAAGCCGAUGUGAAUCUUCUUGAUAAACAUGACUCUUUCUAUCACACUACCAAAAGUUUAUUGGUUUUAUUCCAAAUAAUGGGAGUUAUGCCGAUUAUGAGAGCUCCCAAAGGUGUCAACAUGCCAAGAACGACUUUCACCUGGGGAUCGAAAGCGUUCCUCUGGGCGUACUUCAUCUACGCCUGCGAAACCGUGGUGGUAGUGCUGGUGGCCAAAGAGCGUAUCAACAAAUUCAUCUACAACAGCGAUAAGCGUUUCGACGAAGUAAUCUACAACAUAAUCUUCAUGAGCAUUCUGGUGCCGCAUUUUCUGCUACCGGUGGCUUCAUGGCGAAACGGCUCCGAGGUAGCGAAGUUUAAAAACAUGUGGACCGAUUACCAAUACAAGUAUUUGGUAGUCACCGGAACUCCGAUAGUGUUUCCCAAACUGUACCCGAUAACGUGGGCUUUGUGCGUCGUUUCCUGGUCGUUGAGCAUUGCGAUCAUCUUGUCCGAGUACUACCUGCAGCCGGAUUUUCAGUUUACCCAUACCUUCGCUUACUACCACAUCAUCGCGAUGUUGAACGGAUUCUGCAGCUUGUGGUUUGUAAAUUGCACUGCCUUCGGAGAAGCUAGUCGAGCUUUCGCCAAAGAGCUGUCCAAAAUACUGGCUACCAAAAACCCUGCUGAUAAGCUGACCGAAUAUCGUCAUCUAUGGGUUGACCUUAGCCACAUGAUGCAGCAACUGGGGAAAGCCUAUUCCAACAUGUACGGUAUCUAUUGCUUGGUGAUAUUCUUCACCACCAUAAUCGCUACGUACGGCUCGUUAAGUGAAAUCAUUGACCACGGGGCAACGUAUAAAGAAGUCGGACUCUUCGUGAUCGUGUUCUACUGCAUGAGCUUGCUGUUCAUCAUCUGCAACGAGGCACACCACGCUUCGAAGAGGGUCGGACUGUACUUUCAAGAACGUCUACUGAAUGUCAACCUGACGGCUGUGGAUAAAGCUACCCAGAAGGAGGUGGAAAUGUUCCUGGUAGCGAUCGACAAAAAUCCGCCCACAAUGAAUCUCGAUGGCUACGCUAUCAUCAACCGUCGAUUGAUAACAGCUAACCUGUCCUUCAUGGCAACAUAUCUGGUGGUGCUGAUGCAAUUCAAGCUGACCCUCCUUCGGCAAGGAGCUAAGAAAGCGAUGAUUAUGGCACUCAAAGCCAACAUGACCAGGGCAGCUGCCAAUCGACACGCUCCUCCAGAGGAACCAUUAAUGCAACAGUAAUAUGAACAUAAAACGAGUUCUUUCUUAGAAAUACAACAUGUGAUAAUUUUAAGACAAAAAAUCAGACUUAUUAGAUUCCAUUGAAAGGUGGAAUUUAUUGUUGUUUUUCAUUACUCAUUCGUUUCCUCCCUUCCGAUACAACAACUUUACACGCAUAUCAGUAGCAGCAAUUCGUGGUCCGGGUGCCACUCACAGAACGGCAGAUCCGGAGCACUCAUCGUUCCAGUUCAAAAGCCUCCCGCAUCGCAAAGGUUUUAGAACUUGGUGAACUUCUUCUUAGCGCCAGCCAGCUUGCUCACCUUGAGCACGUUGAAGCGCACGGUCUUGGAUAGGGGCCGGCACUCACCAACGGUCACAAUGUCUCCGGCCUCAAC